UAGCUUUCAUCUAUUUUUCUUGUUCGUUCGCUUCCGCCAUUUUUCAGACCGGCAGUAGCGUUAGCGGGGGUUUGUUUGGUUACAAGAUGGCUGCUUCCAUGGAUUGAAUUCAAUGGUUACAAACAACUAAGCCACAGUUGUAUGAAAGAUUGGAUAAUCAUGUCUGCCCCUGGCUCCGCGGUGUCUGGGACCACGGCGUCGGUUCUGCAGCCGCGGUGGAAACGGGUCCUCGGAUGGUCCGGUCCCGUUCCCCGGCCCAGGCAUGGGCACAGAGCUGUUGCUAUAAAGGAGCUUAUGGUUGUCUUUGGCGGUGGAAACGAGGGGAUUGUGGAUGAACUACAUGUAUACAACACCGCUACAAACCAGUGGUUUAUCCCAGCGGUUCGUGGCGAUAUUCCCCCUGGUUGUGCUGCAUAUGGUUUUGUCUGUGAUGGCACUAGAUUGCUGGUUUUUGGUGGAAUGGUGGAGUAUGGAAAGUACAGCAACGACCUCUACGAACUGCAGGCCAGCAGAUGGGAAUGGAAAAAGUUGAAAGCAAAAAACCCAAAGAACGGUCCCCCUCCUUGUCCUCGUCUUGGCCACAGUUUCUCGCUAGUUGGCAACAAAUGCUACCUGUUUGGUGGACUAGCCAAUGACAGCGAAGACCCCAAAAACAACAUUCCCAGAUACCUGAAUGACCUGUACACACUUGAGCUCCGCGCAGGCUCCAGUGUGGUAGGAUGGGACAUGCCAAUCACAUAUGGCGUUCUGCCUCCUCCUCGGGAGAGCCACACUGCUGUUGUAUACACAGAAAAGACGAGCAGGAAAUCUCGCCUGAUAAUCUAUGGAGGGAUGAGUGGUUGUCGCCUUGGGGAUCUGUGGACACUUGAUAUUGAUACCCUGACAUGGAACAAACCAUCAGUGAACGGGACAGCACCGCUCCCCAGAAGUCUUCACUCUGCCACCACCAUCACAAACAAGAUGUAUGUUUUUGGAGGAUGGGUUCCAUUGGUAAUGGAUGAUGUCAAAGUGGCCACACACGAGAAGGAGUGGAAGUGCACCAACACUCUUGCCUGCCUAAAUCUAGACUCCAUGUGUUGGGAGACCGUGUUGAUGGAUACCCUCGAAGACAACAUCCCUCGGGCCCGUGCUGGCCACUGUGCCGUGGCCAUCAAUUCUAGACUCUAUGUAUGGAGCGGCCGCGACGGUUAUCGUAAAGCCUGGAACAACCAAGUCUGUUGUAAAGACCUCUGGUACCUGGAAACAGAGCGGCCACAUGCCCCUGCUAGGGUGCAGUUAGUUCGUGCCAACACAAACUCCCUUGAAGUGAGCUGGGGCGCAGUCUCAACUGCUGACACCUACUUACUGCAGCUGCAGAAAUAUGACAUCCCCGCAACUCCAGCUGCAGCCUCGCCAGUCAUGAGUGCCAGUCCCGUGCAGCCUUUGAACUCUCCAAAGAGCCCUGCACCGGCUGCAGCAGCAACCUCUACUCAAAGCUUACCCCAGACAGCUGUCUUGAAGGUUGCAGCUCAACAGUCUGCCACAGGCACGUCUGUUGUCACGGUCCGCCCCAGCCAGCCCGGGAAAUCCCCCGUCACUGUGACAUCCCUUCCACCAGGUGUCCGUAUGGUGAUGCCGGCGCAGCCCACCCAGGGAUCGCCAAUUGGUAGUAGCCCUCAGAUGAGCGGCAUGGCAGCUUUGGCUGCAGCAGCUGCCGCAACACAGAAGAUCCCACCCUCUUCUGCAGGAACUGUCCUAAAUGUUCCUGCAGGGGCCACCAUUCUCAAAACAGUAGCUGUUUCGCCUGGCACAACCACAAUGAAAAUGGCUUCUCCACUCAUGGUCAGUAACCCAGCUACUCGAAUGCUGAAAACAGCUGCAGCCCAGGUGGGAACAGGGACUGCGUCCUCUCCCACCAACACCAGACCCAUCAUCACUGUGCACAAGUCUGGUGCAGUCACAGUGGCUCAGCAGGCCCAGGUGGUAACCACAGUGGUGGGUGGGGUCACCAAGACAAUCACCCUGGUCAAGAGUCCCCUCACCAUGGGGAGUGGCGGCACACUGAUCUCCAGCCUUGGCAAGAUGAUGUCCGUGGUACAAACCAAGCCAGUGCAGACAUCAGCUAUCACAGGCCAGGCGUCCACUAACCCUCUAACACAGCUCAUACAGACAAAGGGUCCCCUCCCAGCCGGCACCAUCCUAAAGCUGGUGACCUCCGCUGAUGGCAAGCCCACCACCAUCAUCACCACUUCCCAGGCAGGAGGCACAGGAAACAAGCCUCAUAUCCUCAACAUCAGCGGCGUCUCUCCUAGCACCACUAAGCAGGGCACCACCAUCAUCAAGACCAUCCCCAUGUCAGCUCUCAUGUCCCAGUCAGGAGCUACAGGUCUAAACUCACGUGUGACCAGCAGUGGAGGCAUGAAAUCACCGAUCACAAUCCUCACCACAAAGGUGAUGACCACCGGUACCCCUGGCAAAAUCAUCACUGCAGUGCCCAAACUCGGCACUGCAGCCGGCCAACAGGGACUGACACAGGUGGUUUUGAAAGGUGCGCCGGGGCAACCUGGCACUAUUUUGCGCACCGUGCCUAUGAGCACAGUCGGUGGUGUUCGACUUGUUACGCCAGUGACCGUAUCUGCCGUCAAGCCUACUGUCACCACUUUGGUUGUCAAGGGAACCACUGGUGUCACCACUCUUGGGACAGUCACUGGGACGGUCUCCUCAAGUCUGGCAGGAGCCACGGUGGACAGUUCAAACGCCUCUCUGGCCACCCCCAUCACCACACUGGGAAACAUCGCUACCCUGUCCAGCCAGGUCAUCAACCCAGCUGCCAUAACCGUUUCAGCUGCUCAGACCAACCUGACUUCUGUCUCCACGUUGCCCUCGUCUACCAUGGCGGUGCAAAACCAGCCCACCCAGGUGACUUUGAUCACAACUCCCAGUGGAGUAGAAGCUCAACCGGUACAGGAUCUACCAGUGUCCAUCCUUGCUUCACCAACCUCCGAGCAGCCCAGCUCUUCUGAGGCUGGAGCAGCUGGCGACGGCUCUGGAACUGUCACCCUGGUCUGCUCCAACCCCCCAUGUGAGACCCACGAAACAGGAACUACCAACACCGCGACCACCUCAUCGGCCGCCAUGGGAGCCGGACAGGUCUGUUCUAACCCGCCCUGCGAGACUCACGAGACCGGAACCACCAACACAGCCACCACCGCCUCUGCUGCUAUGGGAGCAGGACAGGUGUGUUCCAACCCACCGUGCGAGACCCACGAAACCGGCACCACCAACACCGCCACAACUGCGUCAUCAAACAUGUCCGCGCCACGCAUGUGCUCCAACCCACCGUGCGAAACCCAUGAAACCGGAACAACCAACACAGCCACCACAGCGUCGGCUAACAUGGGAGAAGUCCAGCAGCAGUGCUCCAACCCACCAUGUGAGACCCACGUGACCGGCACCACCAACACAGCCACCCAGUCGGCAUCUAACAUGAACACGAGCGAGACGACGACAACCGCGCGGAGGGCGUGCUCCAACCCGCCCUACGAAACACACGAGACUGGGACCUCCAACAACCAGUCCACCACCGACAUGGAAGGCAACCAGACCAGUACGUCCACGGGCCAGGUCCAGGGGGUGUGCUCCAACCCACCUGACGAAACACAUGAGACUGGGACCACCAACAACCAGUCCACCUCCAACCUGGAAGGCAACCAGACCAGUGCAUCGACCGGCCAGGUGGUGAGGGUGUGCUCCACCCUGCCCUACGAAACACACAAGACUGGGACCACCAACUCGCAGUCCACAGCCACCUCUAACAUGGGGAGCGACCAGACCAGUACAUCCACAGGCAAGGCCCAGAGGGCGUGCUCCAACCCGCCGUACGAAGCACACGAGACUGGGGCCACCAACAACCAGUCCACCUCCAACACGGAAGGCAACCAGACCAGCACAUCCACAGGCCAGGUCCAGAGGGUGUGCUCCAACCCGCCCUGCGAAACGCACGAGACUGGGACCACCAACUCCCAGUCUACAUCCGCCUCCAACAUGGGAAGCGACCAGACCAGUACAUCCACGGGCCAGGUCCAGAGGGUGUGCUCCAACCCGCCCUGUGAAACGCACGAGACUGGGACCACCAACUCCCAGUCCACAUCCGCCUCCAACAUGGGAAGCGACCAGACCAGUACAUCCACGGGCCAGGCCCAGAGGGUGUGCUCCAACCCGCCCUGUGAAACGCACGAAACGGGUACCACCAACACAGCUACCACUGCCACCUGCAACAUGGAGACUGGCGAAGGCACCGCCCAGCAGACAGAGGAGGGAGCAGAAAGUACCAGCAGCCCAGAAGUUGAUGCCACUGCUGCCGCCGCCGCCCCCGCCCCCGUCCCCAUCCCCCCCACCACUGCUGCAGCAGCAGCACCGGCAGCUGGCAUGGUUACCACAACUCAGGGCAGGGCCAUCACUACUGUCACUCAAUCAACACCAGCCCCCGGACCCUCUGUGCCUUCGAUCUCAUCAAUCGCAGAGGGAGUGAGUACUGCUGCCAGCUCCACAGAGGAACCCAUGCAAACUGAUGAGACGGCAUCAGCAGAUGCUGCAGCUGUAGAGGAGGGAGCCAGCGCUAUGGAGACACAAGCAGAGGGAGAAGCAGCCACCGCUGCCACCUUAAAUCUGCCCUCAGAGCUGAUGUCUGAGGGUCAGGGCGCCACUCUCAUGGUGACGGGGCUGUCGGACGAGGAGCUAGCUGUGACUGCAGCAGCGGAGGCCGCUGCACAGGCAGCAGCCACUGAAGAAGCCCAGGCCCUCGCUAUCCAGGCUGUCCUCCAGGCCGCCCAGCAAGCAGUAAUGAAUGAGGGUGAUUCCACUGGAGAGAACCAGCAGCCCACCAGCAUCCCCAUCAUGUUAACCCAACAGGAGCUCGCAGCGCUGGUCCAUCAGCAGCAGCAGCUGCAGAUGCAGGAAGCUCAGGCUGCAGCCCAGCAGGCCAGCGUGGACGCAAGUUUGCCCACUGAGGGCCUCGCCCCCGCCGACAGCCUCAACGACCCCUCGGUCGAGAGCAACGGGCACAAUGAGAUGGCCGCGGCGGUCACCAGCGCCGUAGCAUCACUGCUCCCUCGUCCCACCGCUGAGACACUCGCUCCAUCAAGCACGUUUGCGCCCUCUGUGUCGGUGGCGAGUCCGGCCAAGCUACAAGCAGCGGCCGCUCUAGCGGAGGUCGCCAACGGGAUCGAGGGGGAGAAGCAAGCUCCUCAGCCAACCCCAGUGAAGCCCGUUGUAAAGAAAGAGAACCAGUGGUUUGAUGUUGGAAUUGUGAAAGUGACAAAUAUGGUGGUCACCCACUUCUAUAUGCCAGGAGACAGUUCUCAAGGAGAUGAUGACUCUGGCGUCAUGCCCGACUACGGCCAGAUGAAGAAGAUGGAGCUGCAGCCCGGCACGGCUUACAAGUUCCGCGUUGCCGGAAUCAACGCUUGUGGCCGCGGGGCUUUCUCUGAGAUAUCUGCCUUCAAGACCUGCCUACCAGGCUUCCCAGGGGCACCUUGCGCCAUAAAAAUCAGCAAGAGCCCGGACGGUGCCCACCUGACCUGGGAGCCGCCCUCUGUGACGUCGGGGAAGAUCAUCGAGUACUCCGUGUACCUGGCCAUCCAGAGCAACCAGACGGCCGAGGCCAAGGCCUCCACCCCGGCCCAGCUGGCCUUCAUGCGCGUGUACUGUGGACCCAACCCGUCUUGCUUGGUGCAGUCGUCCAGCCUCUCCAACGCCCACAUCGACUACACCACCAAGCCAGCCAUCAUCUUCCGCAUUGCGGCCCGCAAUGAGAAAGGCUACGGUCCCGCCACCCAAGUCCGAUGGCUGCAAGAAUCUGGCAAAGACGCCGCCUCUGCAAAACCGGCCGCCAAAAGACCAGGCACCUCUCCUGAUACCAAGUCUACUGGUCCAAAGAAAGCAAGGACGGACCAGUGAGGUUGCCCAGAGACCCCUCCCACUCUUUUGUCCUUUUUUUUUCACUCGUUGUCCUUUUUAUCAAGAAGACUGACCUUCACCCCUCAUCCUCAUCCUAGUCUCAUCCUCCACCCUCAAGUCUCAGAUCAAGACGGCAAUGGAGGCAGAACAAGCGUAUGAUGCAGAGAUGAAAGUCAAUCUGAGAGAUGUUUCUGUAGAUAAAAAAAAAAACCUCCUUCCUCCUCGUUCUGUUGGUUGUACUAUUUUUAGAGCAACACAAACUUAGAAGCACAUUAUCUUUUUCAGUCACAUCCCCUCCAAUCGUUUAACGUUUACUUUUGGCUUAUUUCAGUAGUUAAGCAGUGUAGAGAAGAAUUUCCAUCUUUCACAAACAGGGAGCCGGCCUGAGCUCGCUGUUACCUUUGUUUUUGUCUUUUUGUUUGGUAAAUCCUGGGGGGAUGUAGAGAGAGACUACACGAAAUGAUGUACAGUGUUGAAAACGGCUGUGGAGGCAUGAGUCUAGAUGAGAGGAAAAAUCGGUAUGGAUACAAAUAAAGCACUUGUCCUCAGCGACAGAGGACAUCAUUCUUUUCCCUUUUUUUUUUUUUUUUUUUUUGGUCAAAACAAAUUUGCUUCAUUGAGAACCAAGUCUGUAUUCAUCGUGCUGGACUCCCGUCUCCUGUAAAUGUCAUCACUGUGCGCUUUUGACCCCAAGAUGAGGACUGAUGGCCGACACUUCAAAGUGGACAAAAAAAAGAGAACGACGAAGAGAUUUGUAGAAAUUGAAUGACAGACUUUGCUAGAACUGAGACUUGCAGCACACACACACACACACACACACACACACACAUCUUCAAAAUCUUCCCAAAAAAUUAGCAAGCAGUGACGCAGAAGAUCAUUUGUGUAGUUUAUUUUUGUAUUUUUUAAGCUUUUUUUCCCCCUCCUGCGUGUGUAUGUGUAUGUCGUGUGCGUUUUUAAAAACAUCACUUUUUUUAACAGUUGUUCAUCCACCGUAGUUUGUGUUUGUGGGACGAUCGGUGGCUGUGUUGCGGUUGCCACUCUUUAAAAAAAAAAAAUCUUCAUUAAGUUGGUUGUAUGUUCUUGUUCACAGAAGGUAACAAAAGCGAGAAGAACUUUUGUAUUUGUUCCAAGUAGAACCCACAGAGGUUAUAGGACUGAAGGGAACUUUGAAGUGGACCCAGGGAGAGUUUUUACUUUGUUUACUACUCGACGCUUGUGUUGCUUUGUUUGCCAAACAUGGAAUUUGCCGGCAUAUGAGGAAAACACCUGAUCUUUUCUUACCUAGCCCUCCCAAAACAUCCCGAUCAGUUGUCCUGCCCUUUUUAUGCUCAUGAAUGUGGCGUCUUCUUUCAUUUUUAGAAUGGCAAAUUAUAUUAGUCGACAUAUUUUCCCUUUCCUAUUGAUGUAUGUGAAUCCAUUUAAUAAAUUUUAACUUUUGUUUUC
Molecule: messenger RNA, 7380 nt
Organism: Gasterosteus aculeatus aculeatus (three-spined stickleback)
Lineage: Eukaryota; Metazoa; Chordata; Actinopteri; Perciformes; Gasterosteidae
Gene: hcfc1a
Product: host cell factor C1a
Biological process (GO): regulation of DNA-templated transcription; chromatin remodeling
Cellular component (GO): histone methyltransferase complex
Molecular function (GO): protein binding; transcription coactivator activity
Source: RefSeq, a predicted model, not a curated record